UCCCGGUGGCGCUCCUGACAGUGACAUGCUCUGCCGGUUGGGGCUGCGCCCUGGGCGGCCGGGCUGGGAGGGGUUGGGAUGGAGGCGGCAGGGCCGCGGAGCAGGGACGCGCGGGGGCGAGCGGCGAAUCAGCCUGGUAGCCGAGCAGAGAAGAGCCCGCCGGAGAGCAGGAAAGUGUAUAUGGACUAUAAUGCAACGACCCCCCUGGAGCCAGAAGUCAUCCAGGCCAUGACUGAAGCCAUGCAGGAAGCCUGGGGAAAUCCCAGCAGCCCUUACCCGGCAGGUAGUUCUAGAAGACACACACAGAUCAGAGACGUGGGGGACAGAGGUAGGAAGGCCAAGGAGAUUAUCAACGCAGCUCGGGAAAACCUUGCCAAGAUGAUAGGUGGGAGGCCUCAAGAUAUGAUCUUCACUUCCGGGGGCACAGAGUCAAAUAAUUUAGUAAUCCAUUCUGUGGUGAAACAUUUCCACAAAAUCCAUGCCGCAGUGGGGGACACGGCCGAGCGUCCCAGCCCAGUGGAGGGGGCCCUGCCUCACAUCGUCACCUGCACCGUGGAACACGACUCCAUCCGCCUGCCCCUGGAGCACCUGGUGGAAGAACAAGUGGCAGAGGUCACCUUUGUCCCCGUGUCCAAGGUGAAUGGGCAGGUGGAGGCUGAGGACAUCCUGGCGGCCGUCCGCCCGACCACGUGCCUCGUGACCAUCAUGCUGGCCAAUAACGAGACAGGCGUCAUCAUGCCAGUGCCUGAGAUCAGCCGGCGAGUCCGAGCCCUGAACCAGCAGCGGGCGGCGGGCGGGCUGCCGGGGGUGCUUGUGCACACGGAUGCCGCCCAGGCCUUGGGGAAGCGGCGCGUGGACGUGCGGGACCUGGGCGUGGACUUCCUGACCGUCGUGGGCCACAAGUUCUAUGGCCCCAGGAUUGGAGCACUUUAUGUCCGAGGGCUCGGUGAACUCACCCCUCUGUACCCUAUGCUGUUUGGAGGUGGACAAGAACGGAAUUUCAGGCCAGGGACAGAGAACACCCCGAUGAUUGCCGGCCUUGGGAAGGCGGCUGAGCUGGUGGCAGAGAAGUGCGAGGCCUACGAAGCCCACAUGCAGGCUGUGCGCGACUACCUGGAGGAGAGGCUGGCGGCUGAGUUUGGUGAGCGAGUCCAUCUGAACAGCCAGUUUCCAGGCACUGAGCGACUCCCCAACACCUGUAACUUCUCCAUCCAGGGACCCCGGCUGCAAGAAAACGGAGACGUCAAGUUAGACAUUAUUACCAGGACAGCACGUUAUUCGGUAAGGCAGCUCAUGAGGAUUCUGCGAGUCCUGCCAGGCAGCUGAUGGUACCACAUUCUCAAGGCCAGUCUUAUGAGGCCGAAGAGUGUCUGCUUUUCUGCAGCCAAGGGGCAGAGGAAGCGCUUCCUCUGGGACCUGCUGUGGUUUCUCUCACCUGCCGUCAGAGGGACCUGUGCCCUGGGAUUCCGUCAGGUGGUACGAGGGAGGGAGCGUCCAAACUUGCAGCAGGGAAGAGAGGCAGCCCCCGCCUGGACUCCACCUCAGGGGCCCUGUGCUCUGUCUCCUAGGCCGCUUGGUGCUGGCCCAGUGCAGGACGCUGCUGGCCAGCCUAGGGGCUGCGUGCCACUCGGACCAUGGAGACCGGUGAGUGCUCUCCACGUACUUGGCCACGGCAUCCAGGGCGCAUCCGGGCUCUAGGUUUGGGCAGCUCUGCAGCCUAGCAGGGGCGUGGACAGUGACCAGACGGCGCAGGCCCUCGGGAGGAGCGAGUGGGAGCUGCAGCCUUCAGGGGCCUCGGGCUGGACCGGGAGACAGGCAGCAGGGCUCCGUGUGAGGUGGGGAGUGGGGAGGAGGGGCGGGCUGGUGCAGCAGGGCCGGGCUGCGGGCGCCCACUUCAGCCUCGAGAAAACCGGGAGCUGUGACCAGAUUUGGGUUCAGAUCACGCCCCCUGCCAGGAGCGGGCGGAAGCGGGAGGGGAGGGUGGAGCCUCGGGCCUGGGCAUCGGGAGCAGCCCUGCUGGAGGAAGAGAAGGGGGUUCGGUUUCUUGGGGGGCCCUGCAGGCGGGAGUAGAGCUGGAUGUGGCCACCUGGGCUCUGGAGAGAGCGGAGCUGUGGUCGUGAUGAGCAACAGGCCUCCGUUCGAGGCCAGGGCACCGGGACCAAACUCAGCACUGACUUGGGCGGGCCGCAGCCUCCAGGGUCUGCAGGAGGCCGUCCCUCUGCCUCGCGUGUGGCUCAGCGUCCCCUCCAGGAACCGAGCCCGCUAACUCCUUGGAGACGGGAGCUGCCACAGUACCCCGGGCUCCGGCUCUCGGGUGCAGGGGCAAACGGCCGCCUCUGUGCUGCCGGGGUCGGGGUCUGUGCCAGGGCAGGCCCGGCUGGAGAGCAGGGAGGCUUUGAGCCGGCCCUUGGUGACGGUGGGCCAAAGAGUGUGCGUGGCCAGUGGGGAGCUGGCCGAGGACACGCGGCGGCCCGGGAGAGCCCGUGUGCUGACGGCUGGCCCGUCCCCCCGC
Messenger RNA from Delphinapterus leucas (beluga whale), 2512 nucleotides. RefSeq names its product selenocysteine lyase (gene SCLY). Lineage: Eukaryota; Metazoa; Chordata; Mammalia; Artiodactyla; Monodontidae. The record is from RefSeq and is a predicted model, not a curated record.